AUGGGAAAGCCAAGGCCCAAAGAGGCCAUGUCGUCAUCUCGGAGUUGUCUGAAGCGAUUACUCGGAAGGUUUGGGCCAAGCAAGAACGAUCAGUCCGGCAGGGAACAAUCACAGGAAGCUGAGCAAGUCUUCCGAUCUGUGGAAGAAGAGACACCACGCCACAAAGACUCGGAAGCCCCUUCCCCGUCCGCAUUCCCUUCCACAACAUCAUCCAAAGAAGAAAUAACCUCAUAUUCUGAGACCGGUGCAGCUCCGGUGGAGCUCAAGGGCCUCUGGGGAGAGGCAUAUGAACAGCUGCUCCGGGAUUCCAGCAACGCAAAGUUGAUCAAGGCCUAUGAGUCUGCUCUCCUAGAAGAAGGCGGCGAUAACAAGGAUGUGCGGCCAGUUGAAUCCGAGAUCAGUCCUCGUCUACAGUCGAUAAUGGAGCACAGGCUCCAGGAAAUCAAGAACUCUCAAACCACAUUCCAUUUAGCAGGAAAGGAGAUUGUCGUUAGAGAUCAGGUCCGUCGAGCAGUUGACUUGAUUCUCUCAGUGCAAGGCGUCGUCACGUCAGCAGUAAGCUCAGAACCACACGCCGCUCUAGCCUGGGCAGGGGCUUUGGUACUCCUCGUGGGUCCCAUCACCAGGUCCGUCACUCAGGAUACAGAAGCCACUGAAGGCUUCGAAUGCAUCACGGCAUUUAUGGCUCGCUAUGCGGUUAUGGAAGGCAAUCUAGGCGACAUUUAUCUCAGAGCAAAGAAAUCAAAAACGUCCAAACAACUUCAAGCCUUGUCACGGUCGAUCAAAGCUCAAACUGUCGGUCUAUAUGCGAAGAUAAUUGAGUUCCAAAUGCGUCUCGCCCGGCACUAUUCUCGUUCAGGAUAUUUCAGGGUCAUGAGAGACAUGGUAGCCCCUGAGGAUUGGAAAGGGAUGCGUCAAGAUAUUGAGAGCAUCGACAGAUCCGUUUCCCGUGAUUUAGAGGAAGUCGGCAAUAACACACUACUGCACAUCGAGACGCUCUUGGAACAACAUCGCGAAAGUACGCAGAGCUUGAUGAUCAAAAUUGAAAAGGACACUGAGGAGGCAAAAAACCUUCGCUUACUUUCCAUCCUACGAGUGGCAUCCCAGGCACGGUUCGAAUCCCCGAAAAACGAUGCCAGGGCAAAAUGCUUCCGAGGAACCCAGACCAACGUUCUUAACCACAUUCGAAGCUGGAUCCUGUCAUCCGGGGAAGACUUUAUCUAUUGGCUUCCUGGAAUGGUCGGCAUGGGAAAGUCCACCAUCUCGCGAACCGUUGCGGCGCAAUGUCACAACCGAGAGUCCCUUCCCGAGAGUGUUUGUCUUGGUGCCAGCUUCUUCUUUGACCGGAAUGAGGGAUUGCAGAACGACGCCACUUAUUUAUUUCCUACCUUGUGCCAAUCACUCGCAGAGUAUCUGCCACAGCUCAAAGCUGAGAUCUGCAUCUCCAUUGAAGGGCACCCCAACAUUGCAAACGAAUCGCUCAGCAAUCAGUGGAAGUAUCUAAUUCUCCGGCCUCUCAUGAGCUUGGAGAAGAAGAACCGGCUUGUACCAUUGACAUUGGUCGUCGUCAUAGACGCACUUGAUGAGUGUAAGCCUAGAUACGAGGCAGACGAUGUUGAUACGAUUUUGGGAUUGAUCACUGAGGCUCAGCAGCUGAGCUUCAUCCGGAUGAAGUUUCUUCUCACCAGCAGGCCAGAGACCCAGAUUCGAUCAAGCUUCCAGAAUCUGCCUGCCUCACUGUUCCAUAAGAACACGCUUCGUAAAAUACAACCAUCACUCAAUCAGGAAGAUUCUGAUGACGACAUCAAACGAUUUGUUAGGCAUAGGCUAGGCAGUAUCGCUACAAAACACGGUAUUACAGAGAAAUGGCCUGAUGAGAAGAGAUUCAAAGAGCUGAUCAGGAAAGCUGAUGGGCUGUGGAUUUAUGCUGCAACCGCCUGCAAGUUCAUAGAAGGAGCGAGUCGCAACUUCGAACUGUACGGAAACAGGCGCUUGGACAUCCUGCUCAAGGACGACAGUGGUGUGAAAGAUCCCACCCCUCAACAUAACUUGGAUGAGAUUUACGGUCGAAUCCUCGAGGACUCCCUUCUUAGUUCGACCAUACCGAGUGAGGUGGAGUCAGUUUAUCUCGAUUUCCAAAGAACUGUUGGUGCCAUUGUCGUGCUGUGCCAACCUCUGUCCCCCAUUGCCUUGAGUGACCUUCUAUCUGUGGACCAACGAGAGACUAAAGGCAUUAUCGAUGGUCUAGGUUCGGUAAUACACAUAGACGGCAACGAACAUUCCCCUAUCCGACUUGCGCAUCUGUCCUUUCCUGAAUUUCUGACGAACAAGCAGAGGUGCUUGGAUGUGAACUUUCACAUCUCGAAGGAGGAGAAACACACUGCGCUGGUCACACGUUGCCUGCAGACACUUUCCAAGACGCUGAGACAGGAUAUUUGUCUUUUGGGAGACUCAUCCACACUCAAAGAGAAUAUUGACACUCAAACUGUGGAAAGAUACCUUCCUACUCAUGUUCAAUAUGCGUGCCUUUACUGGGUGGAGCAUCUUCUGUCAAGUAAUAGUCUCUCCCUCACUCUUGAUGACGGGCCUGUGCACCUUUUUCUGAAGACACACCUGCUCCAUUGGAUUGAAUCUUUGAGCAUCAUGGGAAGAAUGUCUGAGGGCAUUAGUGCCGUCAUAAAGCUUUCCGAGCAUUUCAAAAGUCUACGUGUGAGUUAG
Molecule: messenger RNA, 2718 nt
Organism: Aspergillus melleus
Lineage: Eukaryota; Fungi; Ascomycota; Eurotiomycetes; Eurotiales; Aspergillaceae
Exons: 2
Coding region: 1-2718 (905 amino acids)
Source: RefSeq, a predicted model, not a curated record